UAUCAGCCCCAUUCGAUGCCCUACCCUACUGCUGAGGCACCUCCAAGCUUCCAGUGGUGCGCACUACAGAGAUCAUGGCCCCUAAAUACGCACCAAAUUUGCGAUCUCGUCUGGCACCUUUGUUGUUAUUUUUGCAAACUGGAUUCAUUGUUAUAUGUGCCCUUUACGCUGAGUUCGACCCAUAUGCCUUUAUGUUUGGAAAUACUUCCAGCAAACUGUAUUCGGAGUUCCAGGAUGUGAACGUGAUGGUGGUGGCCGGUUUUGGAUUUCUUGGCACUUUUCUGGUGCGUUAUGGUUUCAGUGGCUCAGGGUUCAAUUUGCUUGUGGCAGUGAUUGCCACCCAGUGGUCAAUUAUCCUCAAUGGCUAUGAGUCCUGGAUCCAAAGUAGAAGGAUACUAAUAGAUCUGAAAAGUUUGGUUUUUGCUUAGAUAUGCACAGCCUCUGCCCUAAUAUCUAUUGGUACGGUGAUUGGAAAGACCAACCCUGUUCAACUCAUUCUCAUUGCCAUUCUGGAGGUGUCAGGAUUCAUUUUGAACGGAUGGCUUCUUCAGACAUUCUUUGAGGUGAAGCCUUUGUACUGUGCCAUGCAGCUUCAUACCUUUGGGGCGUUCUUCGGGCUGAUGCUCACCUGGGUCAUGCGUCGGAAAGGAUCAGAAACGCCCUUUGAGAAAGAGAAAAUGGACCACAAAACUGGACUGUUCUCCAUGUUUGGGACACUGUUUUUGUGGAUGUUCUGGGCCAGUUUAAACUCCAUCCUGGUAGAUGAAGGCGAGAGGAAGCUGAGGAUAAUCCUGAGCACCUACCUAGCCCUGGCUGUCAGUGCCGUGGCCGCCGCUGCAGUGUCAGUGUUCACCAGCCCCAGAGGAAGAAUUAACCUGGAUCAUAUUCAGAAGUGCUCCCUGUCUGGAGGGGUUGCUAUAGGCGUUUCAAUGUCACUAGUUCAUCGGCCCUGGGUUGCCAUGACGAUUGGAUUAGCUGCUGGUGUGAUAUCAACCCUUUCACUUCGUUACCUUAAGGGUCAUAUGCUUCUUGCGUUUGGAUGCCACGACACCUGUGGUGUUUUGAGUGUACAUGGACUUCCAGGACUUCUUGGAUGGCUAGCUCAUCUCACCUUGCAAAUAAAUCAUAUGGUCGACCGCACAACGGCAAUUCGGUUUGCUGUGUUCCAUAUUUGCACUCUGCUCAUCACCCUGAGCCUCAGUAUGUCCAUGGGAGUGAUCACAGGACUGCUAGUUAAAUGGAGCUUUUGGAGACCGCCACAGGACAGGAAAUGUUUUGAUGACCAGGCGUUUUGGGAGUUUCCCAAACUUGCAAAGAAAAAAUAAGAGGAACGGGGAGGAGAACGCCAUGUGAUCUGAAGCCAUUCAUCUCCCUGUAAAUAAUUUUCACCACUUUGUUUAUAGUAAGCAAGUUAUUUUAAUGCAGGAGAAUUAUUGCAAGACUUGUAAACUGAUGAGAAUAUCUCUCCUUAAUUCUCCCAUGAAUGUCAAAAUAUGUGAUUUAUCUUGUAGACAAAUGAUUCUGCAUGGCCAUUAGAUAUACACGUUAACUACACUCCCAAUAUGUCAGUGCCGGUGGUAAAAUCAGAAUGUAAUCACCAUUCGGCAAUACAAAUGUCUGACUGCCAAGUUCCGGCAUAGUGUUAUUUGAAGAAAAUACGUACAAACAUAGGACCUCCAAUGCAACUACAUUCAAAUAUAUUUGUGCAUGGUUCUGGGAAAUACCCCAUAAAUCGUGCGUACCUCAAUAUCUGAGGUCCAAAGUUCAGGUCUUGGUGACCAUGUUACAGACACAUUAAUACAGAGUUGCCAGUUGCGAGGCUCCCAAAUGAAGGAAAACACCAUGUAAAGCCAUGAAAAUAGAUACACAAUUGCAGAGACACAUUCAAAGAUGUGGAACAAUUGAACUCAGCAGGUCCAAAAUAGCCAAAAGGGUCUUAAAAAGGGUUGCGUCUCUCUUCAUAUACCAGGAUUUAAAAUAAAUAGCGUUUUUUUUGUGAAAUUAAUUAUGUGAAGUAAAUAUAGGCUAAAGGAGAAUGUCCCAUACAGUAUAGAAUAUAAAUGGUUUACAGACACAUGAAGGGUUUACUACUGCCACAGAUCCUCAGUGCGUCCAAAUUUGAAGACCAAGCCCCUGAAAUAUGAAUGUGAAUGGAAUAUUAGACUACCAAGAUAUACAACUUCUUCACCGUCAUUAACACAAAAUACUCAUCUUAAUAAUAUGUAGAAAUGUCGGAGGUUCAAAAAUUGAAUUAACUUACCCAAAGAAAAUAAAAGCAUUUUGGAAGAAAAUAGCGA
This is a messenger RNA of Gadus morhua (Atlantic cod), 2297 nucleotides long. It is a transcript of the gene rhd, whose product is annotated as Rh blood group, D antigen. Lineage: Eukaryota; Metazoa; Chordata; Actinopteri; Gadiformes; Gadidae. Gene Ontology annotation, biological process: ammonium homeostasis; ammonium transmembrane transport. Gene Ontology annotation, molecular function: ammonium channel activity. Gene Ontology annotation, cellular component: plasma membrane. The transcript is spliced from 10 exons. The record is from RefSeq and is a predicted model, not a curated record.